This is a messenger RNA of Onthophagus taurus, 315 nucleotides long. The record is from RefSeq and is a predicted model, not a curated record. NCBI's taxonomy places the organism in Eukaryota, Metazoa, Arthropoda, Insecta, Coleoptera, Scarabaeidae.
GUCAUGUCUGGCCGCGGAAAGGGAGGCAAGGGACUCGGCAAGGGUGGUGCCAAGCGUCACCGCAAGGUGCUUCGCGACAACAUCCAAGGCAUCACCAAGCCUGCCAUUCGCCGUCUCGCCCGUCGUGGUGGCGUCAAGCGCAUCUCGGGCCUCAUCUACGAGGAGACUCGCGGCGUCCUCAAGAUCUUCCUUGAGAACGUCAUUCGUGAUGCCGUCACCUACUGCGAGCACGCCAAGAGGAAGACCGUCACCGCCAUGGACGUCGUCUACGCCCUCAAGCGUCAGGGUCGCACCCUGUACGGCUUCGGAGGCUAA